CAGAACGAGCCACGUCUUUCAACUGAAACGUAGAAAUGAACGUUCUCGUGAAACGGCUGGAAAUGACAGAAACAUUUGCGGCCAGUUUCCGAGCGGUCCUUGUAGUGUUCAGCUGUUGUUUCACACCGGACAUAUUUUGGAAGCGGCACUGCAACCAUGGACGAGGUGUCCCAGCGUGUUUUGGAGUAUUUGACAGAAGUCGAAGAGGCAGCUGAAGAUGUUCUCACCACUAAACAGCAGAUUGUGGAACUGGACACAAAGAGAAACAGGAACAGGGAGGCACUCAAUGCCCUGAAACAUGAUGUGGCAGAUUCAGAGAAAGUCAAGGUUUGCUUGGGAAGCAUGUUUAUCAAAUUCCCCAAAUCCAAGACAAGAGAAAUGAUUCAGAAAGACCAGGAGCAGCUGGACAAAGAGAUAAAUGAUCUUCGCAAAGGGCUGAAAGCAAAAGUGAAUCGUCUCAAUGAGAUGCAAGGAAAACCUGAGCUGAGAGGCUACAGUCUUUCUCCUCUGUCCACUGAUGAAAUCAGAGCUAUUAACAGCCUUUUAAAGAGAUGACUGGAAUUCAACAAAUCACUGCAUCUGGGGACAAAUGCCACAUGCUGACAUGUUGACUGCAGCACUCGGUUGUUCAGAUGGGAGCACAAUGUGCCAGAGCUUCAAGCCAAACCAUCAUCGACAUGAGAACUGAUCGCAUUUUAAAUGUGGGAGUAGCUAAUGUGGAAACCAAUACAACUCCCAUUCUGUCUAAUGGCUAGCAAGAGCUAACCUCACUGAUUGAAAAGAGAAUUUCAGUUGUAUUGAAGUUUUUAUCUGUGACCUCGGUUAACACUUUCCAGAUGAAUUUAUGGUUUCAGUUUUUAGUUUUAACCUUUUUCUUUUCAACUAUAACAUGAUUUUUUUUGUAAAUUGAGUGAAGAGAACAGUUUACCCUUUAUUGUUUGAUCGCUCAGUUCGAGGAGUCGCAACAAGCAUUUGAGAACUAGUAGUUGAUGUCACCACAGACAACUUUUAUAUACAGUAUUUGGCUGUGAUGUAUAUAAUCCAUCCUUCGAGCUAAUAAAAGCUGGUAACAUA
This is a messenger RNA of Pundamilia nyererei, 1074 nucleotides long. RefSeq names its product p53 and DNA-damage regulated 1 (gene pdrg1). The record is from RefSeq and is a predicted model, not a curated record. Lineage: Eukaryota; Metazoa; Chordata; Actinopteri; Cichliformes; Cichlidae. The transcript has 5 exons. The coding region runs from base 157 to 555 and encodes 132 amino acids. Gene Ontology annotation, cellular component: prefoldin complex. Gene Ontology annotation, biological process: protein folding.